Blumeria graminis f. sp. triticale is the source of this 594-nucleotide messenger RNA. The record is from the annotation of a GenBank genome assembly. NCBI's taxonomy places the organism in Eukaryota, Fungi, Ascomycota, Leotiomycetes, Helotiales, Erysiphaceae.
AUGGCCCGUCCCCAGCCCGCCAACACGUUGCCCCCCAUCCAGCGCCACAUCACCGGCCACGCCGCCGACGGCACCUCCGUCUUCCUCCCCACGCCGCCGGCCCGCGCCGAAUGGGAGCACAUCAAGAACGACGACGACUCCCGUCUCGCCAGCUUCUUUCUCGCCUACACCACUCUUGGCUUUCCCGUCGACCUCAAUGCGCCGCGCGCUGACGCCCCGCCAGCUGACCUUGCCCUCUACGAGCAGCAUCUUCGCGACCCGCCGCGCUCCUUGGCCCAGGACAACGCGAGCGUCCUGCGCUACGUCGACUUCCCGCCUGCCAUGACUCCUUUCAUGCAUCGCACUAACUCCAUCGACUAUGGAAUCGUCCUUGAGGGCGAGAUUGAGCUGCUCCUCGACUCGGGCGCGACACGUCGUCUGCGUCGUGGCGACGUAUGCGUGCAACGGGCUACCAUGCACGCUUGGCGCAAUCCGAGUGAUCACGCCUGGGCACGCAUGGUCUUCAUCCUAAUCAGCAGUACCCCACCAGCCCUCGCUGCCUCCACCUCUAGCACGCCUCUACCCGACCUCUCCACAGAAAAGAGCCAUCUCUGA